This is a messenger RNA of Trichoplusia ni (cabbage looper), 4408 nucleotides long. Its product is annotated as semaphorin-1A-like. Lineage: Eukaryota; Metazoa; Arthropoda; Insecta; Lepidoptera; Noctuidae. Gene Ontology annotation, molecular function: chemorepellent activity; semaphorin receptor binding. The record is from RefSeq and is a predicted model, not a curated record. The transcript is spliced from 11 exons. The coding region runs from base 356 to 2596 and encodes 746 amino acids. Gene Ontology annotation, biological process: positive regulation of cell migration; negative regulation of axon extension involved in axon guidance; semaphorin-plexin signaling pathway.
GAAUGCGCCGCGAGAGCACGCGACUGCGAUACUCUACGCGCUGGCUUCGUGAACGCGCCCACUGUAAACACACCACCAGUUACACUCUCCUACAAACCGGUUGCUACCUUUGUGAUCACUAGUGCUGCCUUGUGAUUUUUGGUGUUCGUUGUGGUUUAUCUGACUUUAUGUCAGACUGAUUUAUGAAUGAGUGUUAGUGCUUAUAAAAACAGUGUUUGAAUUUUACUAUCUUUACAAUGCGAUGACCUGUGACUUGGACGCAAAACAAAUUUGGAUUACAAUAUCAGGAAUAAUCAAAAUUGAGAGUAAGAAGUAAUGGAAGAUGGCGCGCAUAGAAAGGAGAUAUUAAACUAAGAUGGCCGUCGCGCGCGCGGUCCUUGUGCUUCUAGCGUCCACGGCUCAAGCCUGGAUGCCGGAUGCCAACGCACGCAUACAUAUCAAAUAUGGUGAUGAGACUUCAGAGCAGUUCAUUGGAAAUUCAACAGCGCCGGACCACUUCCGUAUAUUAGACAAAGAUGACUUCUCAAUCAUAGUCGGUGGCAGAAACACAGUCUACAAUCUCAGCCUCUACGAUCUGUCGGAAAAUGUGGAACAGAGGUUAGAAUGGCAGUCUACUGACGCGCACAGAGAACUAUGUCAAUUAAAGGGGAAGUCUGCCGACGAAUGCCAGAACUACCCAAGAGUGGCGGCGCGGUCGCACGGGCGGCUCCUAGUUUGCGGCACCAAUGCAUUUAAACCGUUAUGCCGACGGUACGCGAGGCACCCACCGAACCAUCACUUGGAAGAAAUCGACGGCUCGGGCCGAUGUCCUUAUGAUCCUCAACAUAAUUCCACGGCGAUUUUUGUUGAUGGUCAAUUAUAUACAGCAACAGCUGCGGACUUUUCCGGUACUGAUCCGUUGAUUUAUCGAGAACCAGUCCGAACAGAACGUUCGGAUCUCCGUUUGUUAAACGAUCCUUCUUUCGUGGGAGCUGUGGCCUCUACCAGUCAUGUUUACUUUUUCUACCGAGAAACCGCCGUUGAGUUUAUGAACUGUGGAAAGGCUGUAUAUUCAAGAGUUGCCAGGAUUUGCUUAAAUGACAAAGGAGGCCCUCAUACAUUUAGCGAUCGAUGGACUUCAUUUUUGAAAACUCGCCUUAACUGUUCGAUGCCUGGAGAAUAUCCAUUUUAUUUCGACGAAAUCCAGGCUACAACUGAACUAAUAAACGGAAUGUAUGGAAAAAGUAACAGCAAAAACGAUAUAAUAUACGCAGUAUUUACAACUCCUCAAAAUGCUAUAGGUGGUUCUGCCGUAUGUGCAUUUGCCAUGAGAGAUAUAAUUGACGCUUUUGAAGGAUCAUUCAAAGGUCAAGAAAGCAUGAAUUCUAACUGGCUGCCAUUAGAGAAAGAAAAACUGCCUGAAAACAGGCCAGGAUCUUGCGUCGAAGAUAGUAGAACUUUAUCCGAUUCAGCCGUCAACUUUAUAAAAACACAUCCUCUCAUGGACAAAGCUGUCCCGUCUUUCCUGGCGCGACCAGUCCUUAUUAGAGUUAGUCUGCAGUAUAGAUUCUCUGCUAUCGCGGUACAUCCUCAAGUUCAAGCAAUGAACGGAAACAAGUACGACGUCAUGUACAUCGGUACUGACGACGGAAGAGUUAUAAAAGCAGUAAAUGUAGCCGCUAACGAGGGCGACUUUGAUGCCAGUGUCGACGAGUACAGCAGGAACCCUGUCAGGACUGCUGUCAUAUCGGAAGUUCAAGUAUUACCUCAAGGCGUGCCCAUCAAACAGAUGCAUGUCGCUCUUACUACGGAAAAAUUAAUAGUCGCGUCCGGAGAUAUUAUAAGAGCAGUCACAUUAUCACAUUGUGGAAGCGUGCAAUCGUGCAGAGAAUGUGUCAUUUUGCAAGAUCCCCACUGUGCAUGGGAUUCAAAGCAGCAAGUUUGCUCUUGGGUAGGAAACAGACAGUUCCCUAACCCUGAAAGAUUUCUACAGAACGUAGAAUAUGGAAAGACUGAUAUAUGUAAUAAGUUGCCAGCUCUCUUGCCGGGUGACCGACAUAGCAAUAGAAAUCCGGGCACAAAGAAGCCAACGCAGUCAGAAUCUGAAAUCCGACAGAAAACUGAUGACAUCCAGAACGAGAUACUAAUAGAAGUUGUUGAAACGAAUGUUUUAUCUGAGGAGAAGAGCACUAACAAUAACAAACAUGAGACAGACUUGCUGACGGUAGAAGCUGCUGACGGCAACAUAUACAGUGCACAGGCAUUGCUCACUGCCGUGGUAGCGUCCUGUCUCGUCACACUCAUGGUGGGAUUCGUCAUUGGAUAUCUUUUCUCACGACGAUUUCGCCACCCAUUUUUUACCGACACCUCGCCGUUCAAUGAACAACAUAAUCAUUUAAACAGAUUAAGCCCAUUGGAAACCCCUUUAAACGCUAACACGGCAUACAUGCCUCGAUCGAAAAACGUGAACAUGGUGGCAAAUGUGUGUCCGAAGCAGGACAACUUGCACCUGGAACUUGGUAAAGAGCGCACGCUUGACUUGCGAAACUCUACCGAAUCGUUAGACAAGGAUCUCAAGUGCGGCACAUUACAGAAGGUCAAAAAGACUUAUAUUUGAAAGUUACCUCAACAAACCAUGUAUGGAUCCAUUGAGAAGUGAUUGAGACGAUUAUACAGUAUCGCGUGUGCCAAGUCUUGAAAACUUUCGACAGAGACAGUGUUUGAUAUGUGAUCGACUCAGUGUUGACUUAGAAUAGUGUAUAUAAAAUGUUCGGUCUCCUACCUGUGUACAGUCUAAUGGACAUUAAUAAUAAUUAACGUUGUUGUUACAAGCAAACAGUGAAUAUUGCAUUUAAAUAACUGGAAACGACUGGAAACAUUUACGGAGUGUAGGUAGUUAUCGAGUAUAAUAUAUCUAUUAGCACUGAAUUUAUAAUUGUUGUUUUACUGUGAAAUCAUGAAAUGAUGUUGAUUAUAUGUAAACAUAAACAUCUGGCACAUAAAUUAAGGACAACAAUAAAUCAGACUGAUAGAACUCAUUACCGAUUGUAAAUAUUCGGCUUUAGCAUUAGUUAGAAACAGUUUUUGUCACAUUCCAUAAUCCUAAGUACUAUAAAAAGGUGCAGCUAAUGUAAAUAUAAUUAAAUGUGUAUAUAGCGUUAUAUUGUUACUAUCUGCAGCCAUUGGGCUCAAUGUAUAGUGAUUUGACAUGGUCAAGUCAUGAUUUUAGCGAAAUGAGAAUUGUGUUACUAGCAUGUGAAAAAAUAAAGAACUCUGAUAUCAUUUUAUGAAAUGGGCACAACAUAAAUCAAUACAUGUAUUGCCCUUAUUCAUUAUCAUCAAUAUAGAUUUCUUUAUACCGCACAUUGAGAGUAACAUUUAUUCAAAAUGUAUAUUAUUGAAUAUAAAAUAUCAGUUGACUGAAUAUCAAUGUAUUUUAAUUUCGUUAGGCACGUUUAUUUUUGCAGUAAGUAAUUGUUACAAAUGUAAAAAAGAACAUACGAAUUUCGAUUUUCGAAUAAAUAGUUAGGCUUUGCAAUAACAUAAUAUAUUGCAGUUUACCUAUUAUAUAGUUCUUUAUAUUAAAAAUGUUCCUCUACAGCUACUGAGCCAAGGAAGAACAAUUUUUGUAUUUAGUUAAAUUUUAAUAUAAUUAUGCCAGUUAUUAAAAAAUCUGCAGAAUAGUAUUAUGAGCUGUAGUAAGGUAAAACUAUAAAUUUUGUUACAAUAUAAACCAUAAUAUAAUUAUUAUAGCAUAUAUUGCUGUGCUAAGUGCAUAGUGCCUUGUAGGUUGCCAAUUUAGUGCCUAAUGUUAUGUAGGAUACACUUUGACAGAGAAAAAUAUUUAUUUGUAACUACUUAUAGGAUAAUUCUGAAGUAUUUGUUCUCUUCAAUUACAUAACCAAUGCCAGAUCAAGUAUGCUUGACUUGUUAUAAAUAUGUAUUAGGACGCAGAAUUUAUUUUAUGCGAAAUUAUUGACUUUACUUCAAAAUUAUAUAUGACAUUAUUGAUAUGGUUUGAAAUACCUAUUAGGCUGAAAUUACCACCAGACAUUUAAACAAUGAGCUAGUAUUCCCACCGUGAAACUAUCAAAGUCUCUUAAUUUAAGCGAAGAUUAAAAUACUAUAUAUCUAUUUCUGUACAUACAACUAAAUAAGCAGUAGAGAGUAUGAAUAUACUAAGUGAUUUAUCUAUGUACGUAUAAAUAAAGUGAGUAUAAUAGAAAUGUUUCUUUUCGAGAUGGUUUAUUGUGUGAAGGUAUAAUUUAUACCAUUUUGAAUACUGUUAUGUCAAAUGUUAUUUUGUCAUCAACUCACUAUCAAUAGAACUCACUCAAAAAAUAUGUUUUAUUUAUAUUUUUUAUAUCAUAAUGCUGGCAAUUAUAUACAUUUCAGUACUAGAGGAGAAAAUAUAAGUAUUAAAACAUUA